Messenger RNA from Daucus carota subsp. sativus, 1011 nucleotides. RefSeq lists its product as uncharacterized. Bases 145 to 963 code for a protein of 272 amino acids. The transcript is spliced from 2 exons. NCBI's taxonomy places the organism in Eukaryota, Viridiplantae, Streptophyta, Magnoliopsida, Apiales, Apiaceae. The record is from RefSeq and is a predicted model, not a curated record.
UAGUGCUACGCUAUCUCCAUUCUCCAACAAUUAGACAGGCUCUCUAGUCUCUUCCCCCAGCAUCAAGUUCUCUCAACAGCACUCUCUCAACUUUUAUCAAUGUAGAAUAGUUUAAAUUAUACAUAUUCACCAUUUUUAUUUAUCAUGGACUCUCUUUUGAUAAAUUCUUCACUCAGCUUCAACUUUUCUAACCCCAAGCUCAGUUCUUCUUCACUACCUUUAUUCAAGCUAUACAAUUUCAAGAAACGAAAAAAUUCUUCAAUUUCCUGUAAUCUUAGUUCUAAUUCUCAAAAGCCCAAUUCGCAAUGGACGAAUUACAUCAGACCCUUUUCAGCAAUUGUCCCACUUUUGCAAAAGAUUAAAUCUUUUGCAGAAUCCACUUCAAUGAGUAGAUGGGGUUCUGUUCUUGAAGGGUAUAGUGAUUCUGACACUGUGUUACAAAAUGGGGGAUUUGGCAUUGCUUUGUUGAGUAUAACAGCCAAUGCUAAGGUUAGAAUUAGUCCAUUUGUGGCGACAUUGGCUGCAAAUCCAACAUUUGUUUCAGGGUUUUUUGCGUGGUUGAUUGCGCAAUCUAUGAAGCUUUUCUUGCACUUUUUGUUUGAGAGGAAGUGGGAUUUGAGAAUACUGUGUUCUUCUGGAGGAAUGCCUUCUUCUCAUUCAGCAUUGUGUACUGCUUUGACUGCUUCUGUAGCUAUAUGUCAUGGAGUGGCCGAUUCUUUGUUUCCGGUUUGUUUGGGGUUUACUUUGAUAGUUAUGUAUGAUGCAAUUGGUGUAAGGAGGCAUGCUGGGAUGCAAGCACAAGUCUUGAAUUUGAUUGUCGAGGACUUGUUUCAAGGGCAUCCAAUCAGCCAAAGAAAGCUCAAGGAACUUCUUGGCCACACUCCAUCGCAGGUCUUUGCUGGAGCUAUACUUGGAAUUAUGGUUGCUUGUAUCUGUUGUCAAGGGUACAUGGUUUCAAUGUAAUUUUGUUUCAUACUUUUUAUUAUUUAUCAGAAUAUAUUGGGUUUAUUA